UGUUUGUUUUCAUUAUUACUCUUAUUGUUUUAACAUUUUUUCACUUCUAUUCGACUUUUAAAUUCGAUUCAAUACUCGCCAAACCCUAUUUUAUUGUUAACACAAGUGAUGAACAUGCGUAGAAAUCAAUUAAACCGCAGAAUCACUUUUUUAAAAAUAACUGGACCGAACCAGUCAGUUCGACUCGGUUCAUUGGUUUUAUGCACACCCCUAGGUGUCGGAGUUGUAGAUGAAAACAUUGUUAAAUGUCAAAAGUAGCAAGUUACGUCAACUAGGUUUAUUGAUUCAUUUUUUGACCCACCUCCCCACCAUAUGAGUGAUUGUCUAGUGGGUUAUUGGUACUUCCAUAUUUACAUUCUAUUCACAACUUAGUAACCUUAUAAACAUUGUGAGGGUCCAAAUGUGGGAUUCUUAAUAUAUUCUCUUAUAACGGUGCUUAUUUGGAUUCACCAUUCUUGAAUGAGAUCCCAAUUUGUUGUUUUUGAAUUAAAUGCCCAUUUGAGCUUCGUGGACUCUGAUACCUUUUUAGAUAACAUGGAGUUCUAUCUAAAAAUUAAUUGGUAAAGAGAGGAGUAAUUCAUGUAAACCAAUCAACAAGGAGAUGAGUAAUUCAUGGAUCUUAUAAAUAUUUUAAGGUCCCUUGAUUUUUUCAAAGUGAAAUUCUCAACAUUGAAGCUAACAAAAAAAAUAUCAGAGCAUUUGAGUAGUUCAACUAAAUGUUAUGUUAUAGAAUACAAUAAAAAAUUUGUUAUGAUAUCAAUGAUUUUGAUUUGACUUAAAAUCAUCCACCAUAAGGAAAAAGAUCAAAGAAUUUUCUGUCAACUAUGACAGCUAGGAAGAGUUAAGUCUCCUUCCCUUCCACCUUUUUUUUAAUAAGACGUCCUUAAAAUAAUUCAACUUGGCUUUAACUUGUCUCUUUUCUGGAUUUUCAUAAUGAUAUAAUCAAAGGCAUGGCUAGCUUAUGUGGUUAUACAAUGCUUCACUGGAGAAUGUUACUCAUUUUUUACUCUUUGACCAACUCCUAAAGGCUAUUUGAUUUGGUCUAUCAUGCUGUUUUCUACAUGGUUUCCUAAAAAUAAGCAUACGAAAAGAGCUAAUUUGAACACCCACAUAUGAUUUCUUGCUGCUCUCUUUCCAAUAAGGUCUAAUGAUAAUGGAGCAGUUAAGAUACUGCCUCCUCCAGAUCUUUGUUGCUUUAGCUAUUUCAUUUCUGGUUUCUGCACAGGAUCAAUCAGGAUUCAUUAGCAUUGACUGUGGAAUUUCAGAGAAUUCAAGCUACAAAGACAGUGUAACAAACAUAAAGUACAUUUCUGAUGUAAACUUCACAGAAACUGGAAUAAGUAAGAGCAUAUCAUCAGAUUUCAACACUACCACUCUUCCACAGCAGUUCUGGUAUGUUAGGAGCUUUCCUGAAGGAGACAGAAACUGUUACACCAUAAAGCUUGCUCAAGGUAAAGGUUACAAGUAUUUGAUCAGAGCGAGUUUUAUGUACGGAAACUAUGAUGGUCAAGGUACAGUGCCGGCUUUCGAUCUGUACAUGGGAGUUAAUAAAUGGGAUUCAGUAAUACUGAAGAAUGAAUCCAACAUCAUAAUCAAAGAAGUUAUACAUGUACUUCCUACAUCUUCCAUAUGCAUAUGUCUGGUCAAUACUGGCUUUGGAUCACCAUUUAUAUCAGCAUUGGAGCUUAGGCUUUUGAAAAAUGCAAGUUAUGUCACUGAUUUUGAUUUGCUAGCUCUCCACAGACGGUUGGACAUCGGUGCAACUACCAACAAAACUGUCAGGUACAAUGAUGAUUUUUCUGAUAGGAUCUGGAUGCCCUAUAACCUUACUAACUACAAAGUUAUAAGCACUUCAUCCACAAUUGAUUCAGGAGGUAGCAAUUCCUAUAAUUUACCAAGAAUUGUAAUGAGCACUGCCAUCACAGCCUAUAAUGCCAGUGAUCCUCUAGAAUUUCACUGGGCUCCUGAAAAUCCCAGUACCAGAUAUCAUAUAUUCCUGCACUUUGCUGAUUUGGAAAAGCUCCAAGCCAACCAACUAAGGGAAUUUAACAUCUAUCAAAAUGGGAAUUAUUUUAAUGAGCCUUUCUCUCCCGAUUACUUGCAUUCAACUACAUUGUAUAGCAUAUCCCCAAUGAGUGGGCAUGAUAUUGCAUUUUCAUUAUCAAAAACUAAUGCAUCAAAUCUUCCACCUAUCCUCAAUGCUCUUGAAAUCUACAUAGUGCUUGACGCAUCACAAUCACGCACUGAAGAGCAGGACAUUACAGCCCUGAUGAACAUCAAAUCAUUUUAUGGCGUGAGAAAGAAUUGGCAGGGUGAUCCAUGCCAGCCAAAAUCCUUUUUGUGGCAUGGUCUUGAUUGUAGCUAUGAUGACCAGAGUCCUAAUAGAAUCACCUCCUUGAACUUGUCUUCGAGUGGAUUGGUGGGGGAAAUAGCUAGCCAUGUAUCUGAGCUCACAUCAUUACAAUAUUUGGAUUUGUCAAACAAUAACUUGAGUGGACCGGUGCCCGGUUUUCUAUCCAAAUUGCACUCCUUGAAAGUUUUAGACUUGAGGGACAAUCCACUCCUUGGUUCUAUACCAAGCGAACUCAUGGAACGAUCCAAAAAUGGAUCUCUUACAAUAAGGGUUGGAGGAAGCACGGAUCUUUGUGCUUCAUCUUCUUGUCAAAAGAAGAAAAAGAGUUAUGUUAUUACAAUUGUAGCAACAGUUUCAUCAUUGCUUGUCCUCUUAGCUGCAACAUCAGUCGGGAUAAUAUUAUGGAGAAAACGAGUCCGAAAACAGCCCAUCAUAAGACUUGGAUCACUAGAGCAAAAAAAACAGCAGCUAUCAUACUCUCAAAUACGGCGUAUUACAAACAACUUCGAGAGAAAAAUUGGAGAAGGAGGUUUUGCAAAAGUAUUCCUUGGUUACUUGGAUGAUACUCAAGUCGCCGUGAAGGUCCUUAAGACUUCAGUUCAAGGUUAUAAAGAAUUUGAAGCAGAGGUUAAACUUUUGCUGAGAAUUCAUCAUCGAAACUUGACAAGCCUUGUCGGAUACUGCUACGAAAAAGGCAACCUGGUUCUAAUCUAUGAAUACAUAAACAAUGGCAACUUAAAAGAGCAUCUAUCAGGUAGCAAAGACAGUGCCCUCAGUUGGGAGGAAAGGAUGCAAGUAGCAGUUAAUGCAGCGCAAGGGUUGGAGUAUCUGCAUCAUGGUUGUAAACCACCAAUUGUUCACAGAGAUGUGAAGUCUGCAAACAUCCUUUUGAAUGCAAGAUUCCAAGCUAAAAUAGCUGAUUUUGGUCUAUCAAAGAGUUUUCCAACCGAAAGCGAUACUCAUUUGACAACUGUUGUUGCAGGGACCGAUGGCUAUCUCGACCCCGAGUAUUAUGCAACUGGCUGGUUGACUGAGAAAAGUGAUGUUUAUAGUUUUGGAGUUCUUAUUUUGGAAAUAGUCACUUCCCGUCCGGUCCUCAUGAUCGAUAGGGCUUCUUCAAAGAAAUAUCAUAUAAGCCAAUAUGUUAUGCACUUUAUGAAAACAGGUGAUAUAAGGAGCAUUGUUGAUCAGAAGGUGAGGGAAAACUUUGACUUGAGUUCUGCUUGGAAGGCAGUGGAGAUUGCAAUGAAAUGUUUGUCAUUGAAUUCCAUUGAUAGGCCAAACAUGAAAGAGGUAGUUUCAGAGUUGAGCGAAUGUUUGGCAUUAGAGAAAGCUCGAAAAAGAAGAAACGUUGAUUCUAAUAUGAGAAAAUCAAAUGCUGUCAGUAGGAAUUUUAGAGAGAGUGAAGUAACACCUUCUGCUAGAUAGGGUUCUAUUUGUGUGUGUGAUUCAAAACAAUCUAUUGCAAAAAGUUGAUAUGUAAAGGAGUAUGAGCAACAAUUUGAUGUCUUUGGCAUUAUCAAUGUUUGGUCGGUGUAGGGAGGCUGCAAGCAACUCAUUAUGAGCCAAGAAAUAGCCCAAGUGGUUCAAGAUGUUGUGAAGUAAUGAUAUUGUUUUUUAUGCAUAAAAC
Benincasa hispida (wax gourd) is the source of this 3983-nucleotide messenger RNA. Its product is annotated as putative leucine-rich repeat receptor-like protein kinase At2g19210. Lineage: Eukaryota; Viridiplantae; Streptophyta; Magnoliopsida; Cucurbitales; Cucurbitaceae. The record is from RefSeq and is a predicted model, not a curated record. Gene Ontology annotation, molecular function: protein kinase activity; ATP binding; protein binding. Gene Ontology annotation, biological process: protein phosphorylation.